AUAAGCAAGAAGAAGAAUUAUAUGGUUAUAUUAAAUGUUUAUGUUUGCGGUGGUAAAUGAGAUGAAAAUUCAAAAUGUCUAAGUCGUGGAAAGAAUUGAAUAUUUGUUUUCACGAAGAAGUAGAAAAUGGUAUCAAAUCAUUGAAUUUUCCAAAAGCUACUCCAAUUCAGACAUUCACCAUACCACAACUGCUUAACAAAAAAGAUGUUGCUGCAGAAGCUGUGACAGGUUCUGGAAAGACUCUGGCGUUUUUAAUACCCAUUGUAGAAAUUCUGAAGCGAAGAGAAGUUGAAGAAAUAUGGAAAAAACAUCAAGUAGGAGCUCUCGUAAUAUCUCCAACAAGAGAAUUGGCCUUGCAAACAAAAUUUGUUUUAGAUGCAUUGUUGAAACACGUUAAAAAUUUGACUCAAAUUCUGCUGGUAGGUGGCAACAGUGUAGAAGAUGAUGUAAAUAACUUCAAAACCAAUGGCGGAAAUAUUAUAAUUUGUACUCCAGGCAGAUUUGAGGAUUUACUCACACACAAAUAUGAUAUCAACUUAGCAAGUUCCUUGAAAAGUUUGGAAAUCCUAAUAUUAGAUGAAGCAGAUAGACUUCUUGAUUUAGGUUUCCAAAAGACUAUAAAUAUAAUACUAAGUUAUUUACCGAGGCAAAGACGUACAGGAUUAUUUUCUGCUACACAAACAAAAGAAGUGGAAGAUCUGAUAAGGGCUGGUUUACGUAAUCCAGUUUUGGUCAGUGUUUCUGCGAAAGCUACCCAAAGUACACCUGAUUUGUUGAACAAUUAUUAUAUUGUGACAAAAAAUGAUGGCAAAUUGUGCACGAUAAUAUCAUUCUUGAAGAAAAAUAAAGUGCAAAAGGCUAUGUUAUUUCUACCGACUUGUGCCGCUGUUGAUUACUGGUCUAAUGUCUUCCCUCGCAUUAUGCCCAGCAACUUGGAUUUACCUGUUCUAGCCAUACACGGUAAAAUGAAAGCUAAACGUAAAAGUAUAAUGGAAACUUACAGAACCGCAGAUAAAGCCCUAUUACUGUGUACUGAUAUAAUGGCUAGAGGAAUAGACAUUCCAGAAGUGGAUUGGGUGCUACAGUGGGACCCACCGGUUAGUGCUAGUUCUUUUGUACAUAGGGUAGGUAGAACUGCCCGUCAAGGUCAGCAAGGAUCGGCACUAGUUCUCUUACUUGAAAAUGAGGAAGCCUAUGUACCUUUUAUUGAAACCAAUCAGCGUGUUAAACUCGAACCAAUUGAAGACCUUGCCACAACUGAAGAGAUUGAAGAGCUGAGGGAUAAAAUUAGAAAUCUUCAGAGAAAAGAUAGAGCUAUAAUGGAAAAGGGUACACAAGCCUUUGUGUCACAUAUCAGAGCAUAUUCAAAACAUGAAUGUUCCUUAUUACUUAAAGUAAAGGAGCUACCUUUGGGUGCAGUGGCAGCUACGUAUGGGUUAUUACAAUUACCUAAAAUGCCGGAAAUGAAAAAUAGAGAUCUAAGUGACUUUCCUGAAAUAUCUAACUUAAACAUUGACACUGUGCCUUAUAAAGACAGAAUCAGGGAGAAGGUUAGACUACAAAAAAUGGAACAGUAUAAGGAAACAGGCUCAUGGCCAGGAUAUAAACAGAAAUUUAUAAAAAAGUCUUCUGAACCGUGGUCUGUAGCAAAACAGAAAAAAGAUGAGAGAAAAGAAAGGAAACAGAAAAGAAAACAAAUAAAACAAACAAAAUUGGCCAACAACGAACCAUUAAAGAAAAAACGGAAAGGAAUAAGUGAAGAAGAUCUGGAGGAACUGAAACGUGAUAUAAUGUUAUUGAAGAAAUUGAAGAAAAAGAAAAUUUCCAAUGAAGACUAUGAAAAAGAAAUCGGUUUACUGUAAACUCAUGUAAAUAUAUUACUUAAUGAAUCUAAUAUAAAAUUGUAAAAGUA
Messenger RNA from Leptinotarsa decemlineata (Colorado potato beetle), 1912 nucleotides. RefSeq names its product probable ATP-dependent RNA helicase DDX55 homolog. Gene Ontology annotation, molecular function: ATP binding; nucleic acid binding. The record is from RefSeq and is a predicted model, not a curated record. NCBI's taxonomy places the organism in Eukaryota, Metazoa, Arthropoda, Insecta, Coleoptera, Chrysomelidae.